AUGCGUGGUCCCCCGGGCCUGGCGAGGGCAGGUUCUGGGGACCUUCUCUGGGCCGGCGACCCUGAUGGCGCCUUGGCCAAGUGCGCCGAGACGUGUUUAAAUCUCAGGGUUAAAAAGAUAGUGUGUGGGCUAGGGGAAGCGACACUAGGAUUGGAGACCCCGCGGCAGAUUUUCCUUCCCACCUGGGUUGGCGGGGCUGAGAGAUCGGCGACACUCCGGCCAAGACGGUCGGUCCCCCGGGCAGAGCGCGCGGCGCGUCCCCGGCCCUUGCAGCGUGCGCGGCUAGCGGGUCCUCCCGGGGACAGCUUUCCCGUGGGCUUCGCUGAAGUGGAAACCAGCCUAAAAUGGCUCUGUGCUUGUAAACUGCAGUUUCAGCCGGGAACCCCUCCCCUCGUCCUCCUGACGUCGCCGCUGACAAGCGCACAAUUCACUCUAACGCCCCGAAACCCGCGAUUUUGCACCGAGCUGUGCCGUGGAAGCGAAUAUACAACCGAUUACAAAGAACAUUCCUCAGGAUUCUCGCAGGGCCCAAGUUUCCCUUUCUUGUAG
Molecule: messenger RNA, 549 nt
Organism: Odobenus rosmarus divergens (Pacific walrus)
Lineage: Eukaryota; Metazoa; Chordata; Mammalia; Carnivora; Odobenidae
Exons: 2
Coding region: 1-549 (182 amino acids)
Source: RefSeq, a predicted model, not a curated record